UCUCGGAGGAUCGUUCCCGGCUACCUGUACCCUCCUCGUUUCCGACGCGUGCACCAUGAGGAUUAUAACUUUGGUAAUCCCAUUAUGCCUUCUGCUGCUAGCAGAGGCGAAGCGAGUAGAUCUGCGGCCUCGCAUAGCCGAACCGCAAGUAUAUUACGAAGAAGACGACAGCCAAGCAGCUGAGGACGAUUAUAACCCAGCAGUGUUCAGUCAACAACGUACUCGUGCCCUUCCUUCGCCACGUUCGAAGGACGCUCUGCACUCAUCCAAGCCACCACCAGUUCAGACUAUUCGAAAUUAUAACAAGGUGAACGACGACGGAUCUUUCACUUUCGGCUACGAGGCAGCAGACGGUUCGUUCAAGGAGGAGACUCGUGGAACCGAUUGCGUAGUGCGCGGUAAAUACGGCUACAUUGACCCUGACGGUAACAAAAGAGAGUUCACCUACGUAUCCGGCAAUCCCUGCGAUCCCAAUGCGCCAAAGGACGACGAGGACGAUCUCGCUGACAAGCAAGACGAUGACGAACUCUCCGGCCCAGCCAACUAUCCAGCGGUCAGGCCAGUACCGAGACCGGUGCAAAGACCAGCUUAUCAACAACCCACCACGCGAGCACCUACGACCAUCUUCCAAACGCAGUAUCAGCUAGACGAUGACGCCAGUCAAGAGUUAAGCGAGGAAGACCUAGUUAAACCGCAGCUGAGACCAAGUGCUUACAGACCGGCUCAACAGCCAACCUACGUUCAAGUUACACCGUCCACGGCACUUUACGAGCCAUCACCCACGGCCAGCCCUGCUCUCUACAGAUUAGCCUCCUCCACGACGCAAUAUCAGAGUACAGCCUCGCCUGUUCUUCGCGGCCAGCCCACGGUCGCCUCCACGGCUUAUCAGACCCUCGAAACAACGACCCGCCGUCCAGUCACUCGUCACCCGAAGCCACAAUCGGUCGCAAUCACUCCCCGGCCCCACGUUGCACAAGUUGCCGCCCAGUACGUGUCCCCUAGUAGCACCGAGCGCCCAGGGUUAGCCUACUCCCGUCCCUCGGCGGUCACCGCGUCGCCCAAUCUCCGCAGCACGACCGCAUCUAGCACAUCUCACCUUGACUUUGCCGCCGAGCUCGAGCGUUACGUGAACACCGUCGGCGUAGCCAGUCCCAAGCCCGUGCAACCGUCGCCCCAAUCAUCGAAACUAAAAUUAGCCGGUCAAUCGCCGAUCAGCGCCUCUGCCGCAGACCCCAUCUACCAGUCGGAGCUGGUGUACGAUCCCGCUACCGGUCAGUACAAUACCCAACUUUAUCAAUCGCUACCCCAAACCGUGGGUGACUUCACCCUAAGUCACAAACUCCAACCGUUCGUAGCCCAGCCCCAGUCCUACCUUGGACUCCAGCACCUGCAGCAGCUUCAGCCCCAGCAGCCCCAGCGUCAGUCCCCGCUUUAUAAGCAAACAGCCUCCCAGUUGGCCCAAUCCGCCCCUGCUGGCGCUAUCAGCCAACCCCAGGAAGUGUUGUACAGGAAACAGCAAACGCAGCUGUUGCAGCAGUCGCAGCAGCUAUACGCUCAGCAGCAACGACGCCAGCAGCAGCAGCAGCAGCAUCAGCAACAGCAGCAGCAGCAGCAGCAACAGCAGCAGCAGCAGCAGCAAUCCGCGCAGGCGCACAGGCUUCAGCUGCUAGAGUCCCAGACGCAACCCCAAUCCUUCUACUACGUCGCGCCUGCGAGGUCCUCCAAUGCAGCCAGUCCACCUCUUUCCGUAGGUCAGAUCGAUCACUAUCUUCGAGCCAGCGCCUCUCGUUAUUGAUUCCGUCCAGCCUUGCGAGUCUUCUUUCCAUCUACGAAAUUUAUAUAGGGUACCCCUUUUGAAUGUUUUAUACCUUUAUCCGAUUACGUAUUCGGACCACCCGCGGCACUUUACGAGCGAGAUGGUGCUGUCAGUCGGCCUGGCGCGUGCGUAUCCGGGAUUUAAUUGAUCGUGCACGGUGCUGAUGGCAAUCUGAUUGUUCAAGGCUAUCGAUCAGCGAUCGGUGUUCUUUGCUAUCGGUGUUUCAAUUAGUCCAGUUAUUUUGCUUUCAGAAGCAGGGUGUUUUAUCCCUGUCUUCUUCUCGGUCCAACCUUCGUGGUUUGUUUGCUUCUAGUGAAAUCUGUUACGAUACAAGGGCAUCACGUUGCACACAUCGAAGGAUCGAAUAUUUAACACAUUUUUGAUUAAGCUUGGAAACUUUUAAGUUACCGUUGUGUGGCAUUCGAAACCUAAUUCGAGUAUGUUAUUUAUUUAGAUCUAAUAAUCGUAACUCUGAUUGUAUCGUGUAUGUACGUGGAACUUUGCUAAGCUAUUUACGCUCCAGGAAGGAAGAAAGCGACAUGUGCGUGAAACAUGGGUGCCAAAAUGCCUCUCGUACUGCAGACAUUAGCGACGGAGUUGCAUAAAGUUUACAUAAACGUAACAUUUGCUAUAUCGACCAAAGUACGAACUUCACCGAAACAUCGACGCUUCACUGAUACUCACUGUGAUAGAACUAGCUUCCGAAAUAUGGUCAUUUAACUUUCUAAAAUUCCAUAGAGGCCUAACAAUUUUGCUGGUUUUUAUCCGCGCAAAGAAACGCCGUUCGUGAAAAUACGAUCUUUCUUUCGCCAUUCAGGCUACCCAGAACUUGUUUCGUUCCAUAACGAUGCAAACUCCGAGAACUCGAGGAGAUAAUGAUCGAUAUUAAUGACACCAUCGAAUGAUGAAACCCAAUAUAACGACAGCUUGUCACUCUAGCUGUAAAAGUUUCAUAGGCAAUAUCGUGCCAAUUUCGAGAUCAGCUUCGAAAGCACUUUUUCCUAGCGAAGAACGACUCUCGUUAGAGAGUGAAAGUCAAUGACCUGACGCAAUACUCACGCACACGAAACACAUUACCAUGGUAAUUUCUCGUCGCGUCGAACUGUACGGUAACACGCUACACCGCAUAGAUUCUACGCCAUGACCAGAAUAUUCAUCGUGUACACACGACCGCUUCGAAUAGGAUCCCGACCUACGUAGUCGCUGAUUUGAUUACAAAACGCCAACUCGUAGGAUCCGACCGGAUAAACAGUUGCUGUUGUAACAACGGUGCUACGUUUAAUCCCAUCGAGACUGCAUUUCCCAGGGAAAUGAUUCAUAGGAAAUGCGUAGAAGUCGUCGAGGACUUAAUUACAAAGUUAAACUAGCCUCCACCAGUAGAUCAGAGCAAUUAUCCUCCUUGCUGUCUUCCAUAUCGAUUCAUCAAACUGAAAGCUAACUUGCUUGGC
Messenger RNA from Eufriesea mexicana, 3264 nucleotides. RefSeq names its product putative mediator of RNA polymerase II transcription subunit 12. Lineage: Eukaryota; Metazoa; Arthropoda; Insecta; Hymenoptera; Apidae. The transcript has 2 exons. Gene Ontology annotation, cellular component: chitin-based extracellular matrix. The record is from RefSeq and is a predicted model, not a curated record. The coding region runs from base 56 to 1795 and encodes 579 amino acids. Gene Ontology annotation, molecular function: structural constituent of chitin-based larval cuticle.